GCAGCAACUCGUCGUCGUCGUCCGUCGCCAUCGCCAUCAUCUAAAUUCAUCAUCACGUUCGGGGUUCUUCUGGAACUCUAAAUAAAAACUUCAACACAGCAGCAACUCUCUAGAAAAUGCAUAAAAAGAAUGACUUAAAUAUAAUCGUCAAGUAUAGAAAAUAAGGAAAAUAUAACAGAAAAGCAAAAAAGAAACAAAAAAUAAAAUGUAAUGAACAAAAAAAUCAAGAAUAAGAUAAACACACACGAAAAAAAAAAGAAAAAACACUUAACAUUUUUUCGUCAAUUUAUUUGUGAGGCUACUUACGACCAAUUCAAAUAAGACAGAAAAGAAAAAUGGGUCGCUCUUCGAUAAACUCCCAAAAGCUAUCACAAUCUUCUUCUUGUUUAGAAAAGAGCCCCAAAGAUUAUUUAAAACGAAAUCAAUUACGAAAGAAAUCUUCUUCUGCUAUCGCAAAGAAAGAAUUAUUAUUAUCAUCUAAUCGGCGGUGCUCCACAAAGUUAAACGCUGUUAUGCAAAUGGAUCCACCUGGAGGUCGUCGGAGAUUGGCUCGAAAUCCAGUAGCAGAACAACAACAACAACAGCAACAACAACAACAACUCGAUUCCUCACCAUCGCCAGCAACAGAUCCAGAUCCAGAUUCAUCGAACGAUGCCCCUGCUGCAGGUAGCAAUUCAGCUGAAUGUCGUCGAAGUUCACGCAAAAAAACUAUCAAAUUUGAUGUUCGCGAUUUACUAAAUAAAAAUCGUAAAAGUCAUAAAAUUCAAAUUGAAGCACGUAUCGAUUCAAAUGCUCCAGCUCCCAAAGUUGCUGGCACUAGUCAGGUUAGCAAAGCUGAACUGGAUAGUAAACAGAAGAAUUUUAUUGAAAAAUCAGCGAUUUUUCGACGUUAUUCGAUUUCGGAGAAUAAAUUACCACCACGUCCACCACCGCCGCCAGGUGCAUUGAUUCAUACAAUUCAACAAUGUGUGGGGGAGUUGGAACAGUUGCCUUUGGAUGGUGGAGAAUUGAAUAUGGCAGCGAUAUCACCGAUAGCUAGGCGAUUGAGUCGAACUCAGGAUAUACUUACGGCCAGUAUGAUCAAACCGAAGCAGGUAAGCAGUUUGAUAGUCACAAAACUCGAGUGCGCAAGCACUUCGAAGGCAGCGGUUGCGUCGGCAGCUGCAUCGAGUGCUGCCUCAGCGACAACACCAACCAGAAGACGUGUGGCGGGUGGGUGUCAACCAUCGACUUCAGGUGCUACUACACAGCAAAGGGGUCCAAAACGUGGACGUAAGCCGAAAGCCAAAGUUUUCAUCGAGUCCACAGCUGAAUCAUCAUCACUGUCAUCAUCGUCUUCAAAUGAUAGUUUUGACCAAACUACAAACAAUCAGCCAACUAGAAAGAAAGAAGGUCCAUUCCGAAAGGACAUUGAACCCGAUGAACCAAAAGUACACGUUCCUCCAGAUGAAAAUUCCACAACAGCCAUUGAUUUGCAAGAGAAUCUUGAUGCAAGCUCUGUUACACUGCCACAACCAAGAAUUCUAGAUGAUUCUGUGCAUAAUUCUACCGAUGAAUCAUAUGUUGCAGGCAUAGAGGAUCUAUUCACUGAAAAAAAUCAUAGUUCAGAUGAAUCGACAAUAGGAUCGGUAGCAAGUUCGCCCAAAGGUAGCAGCAAAAAAGCCGAUGAGAUAUCGCUUUUUGGUAGAAGUAAUAGCACAGAAACAUCUAGUUCCGAUGACAGUGAAAAGAGACGAAGGAAAAUUCGAAUUUCAGUUAAAAGAGUUUCCUUGACACCUCAAAAGUCACCAAAAUCUGCUGAAUCAAAUUCUGUUGAGCUUAAAGGCGAUACAAUUGAUCUUCUAUCCUCAACAAAUGAUGAAAAUUCAAAUGAAGAUCAGUCAAUAGUCAAAGGAAGAAAAUUUAAAGCAAUAAAAAAAGGAAAUACAAAUCAACCAGUUGAAACAUGUUCAACACCUCCAGUGAUUUUGCUAGAUGGUGAUACAUCAAAUGCAACUUCGAUUGGUAGUAGUGUCAUUGAAAUCACUAGCUGGAAUUCUGGAAUGACUAAUGAAGAUUCCAUGCCAUCAAUCAAUACACGCAGAGUCAGAAGUUGUAAAUUGAAUGAAGACAAUUCAGCUAAAUCAUCAACAUCUGCAUCAUCGACUCAAGAAAGUAAUUUCAAAUCUAUUCAAAAAUCAACAACUGUACCUGCUACUGCUCCUGCUCCUGCUACUGAGAAUGUUGAAAUUUCAUUAAGAAAUCGUAGUUCUUCUCGAAAAUCAAUCGCUCCUCACCUGCCAAUUGAAACCAUUGCUGCCAGCAGUCCAUCGACAAGUCUAACAGACGCACAAUCAAUGGAUAAAGAAAUUCUCGAGACCAAUCAAGCUUCAUUGAUUCAAAAAAAGAAGAUAACUUCUCCUAAAUCAGUGAAGGAAACUGAAGAAAUUGUUCAACAAGCAGUUAGUCCACAAGUUAGAAGUCUUAGAAGUGCUCAAUCUGUUCAGCAAGUUAAGCCACCAACUCCAGCAUCAAAAAGACAAAAGAAAAGCAAUAAAACUCAGGUAGCUGAAUGUAGUACUCCCUCUGAAAAUCAUGCAGAAGAGUCGACAGAUAAAGAAGUUUCAUUGAUUUUUUCGAAGAACGAACAACUGGGAAAUGCUUCUCCUGUAACAAAUCAAGAAUUAACUUUACCAAACACUGAUCAAAGCCUUUCAGAUUCUGCCCAGAGCCAAGCAGAUAUAAAACAUAGCAAAGAUCCGGAUGAAACUGAGAAAAAAAUUACAUCAGAAUCCGAUAAGAAAGAGUCAAUUGCUGCUGCUCCUUUAAAACAAACUCGAUCUAAAGCCUUGAAGAAGCUUGAAAAGGAAAAAUUAAAUGAGCCUUUAUUAUCUGAAGAAGCAGUAGAAAACGAUAAAGAACUAAAAGAGUCAGGUGCAGAAGAAGAAGAUCCUACAAAAUCUAAAAGAGAAUCAACAAGUACUGUAGAAGAAUCAACAGAUCGAUCAAGCACUGAUACAACAACAACAACAGAUCGACGAGAAUCUCCUAGAUUACGUUCUUCUUCAUUGCCAACAAAGAAGCAAACCCAAAAGAAGACUUCUCCUUCUUCAAAAGUCAUUACCAAUUCAAGUACUACACCAGAUUCUUCAUCAGAAAGUUCGGAAAGCCAUGAAAAAUCUUCAAAAAAUCGUAUACAAAUUAAGCCGACGACAGAUAAUAAUGCGAUUGAUGAUAAAUCGAAAGAAGAAACCAGCAGUUUGUGUUCAGAGAGUUCCUCCAUUACGUCUUCGGCAGCAUCAACAAAAUCUUCGUCCUCAUCAACGUCGGCAUCCUCAUCAAAUUCUAAUUCAUCAUCAUCCAACUCCUCAUCGAAUUCUGCAUCGUCUUCUUCCUCUUCGUCAUCAUCAUCCUCAUCGUCAUCAUCAGAAGGAAGAUCUACUCGCUCAUCUAGAAAAAUUUCCCCACAACAUUCACCCCAAUUGAAAGGCUUUGAAAGAAAAUCUCCCAUAAAACCUGACGAUAUCAUCAAAACACAACAAACCACCAAGUCUGAUAGUGAAUGUUCCGAAAAUGCUGCUUCCAAAUUACAAAACUUAAUGGAAAAGCGAAAAACUGCCCGAAUGGAGCAUUGGUCAUCCAGACCACACAUAGACAAAGAAGGAAGUGAAAGUUCUGAUGAUGUUCAACACACCUCAAAGACUCGUUCAGGAAGAUCUAGAGGAAGAGUUGAGAAAAAGAAUGAAGAAAAUAGACGAAAAUCACCUCAAAAAGCCUUGAAACAACAAGAUUUAGGAUCACCGCAAGAUGAAAUAGAGAAAACCCAUGAUGAAACGGCAAAUCAGGAAUCAUCUACAACAGAAACAACAACCACAAAUGAGACAACAACAACAAGUCCAAGAGCAAAAUCGAAAAAAAGAACAAGACGUUUUGUUCCAAUCAAAUAUAGUUCAUCUGAAUCUGGUUCAUUGUCCGAUGAUGGAAAUACACCGAAUGAGAAUACAAAUAGAUUGACCCGAACUCGACGAAAGACUAUAUCGAGUGCAAGUGAAUUGGAAGAAUUUACUGCGACAAAUCUUAGUCCACCAGAUUUGGCAUUGGAAUAUUUGCCACGGAAAUCAAAACAAGCAAGUCCUCCCGUAAGUCCCUCCUCAGGAGAGUUAACAAAGAAAAAAGAUGAAGAUUUAAAAAAUGAAGAAAAAGAAGACAAAUCAAAAUCUUCAAGAUCGAGGAAGGUAACCCGAAAUGCAGCAACACCUCCUGCUGACAUAUCAAAAGAAGCAGAUAAAGAUAUGGAGCAGCAAUAUAUUGCACCAGCUUCCCCAGCCUCAUCAACUGAUUUUUCAACAACAUCAGAAACUCAAGUAAAAGUCUUAAGACAAAGAAAAGUAACGAGAUUAUCUUUAAAAAAUCAGGCUGAUGCUGGACAGAGUGAUGAUUUAGAAUCACCAUCUGGCAAUGAAAAUCAAGUUAUGCCAACUUUACACAGCAGUGCCAUAGAACAAGUACAAGACAAUAGCUCAAAUGACAAAAAUUCAAAACUAGAAUGUGACCUCAAGGAUGACAAGAUCAUCCCAGAUCGCUUUGUUUUUGAUGAAAACAAGGAUCUUUCAUCUACAACACAAACUAGUGUUGUUGCAUUGGACUUGGAAAUUUCUAAAACAAAGUCUCCAAAGCAAAAGAAAGGAAUAAAGUUGUCUACGAAAAACUCUCCAAGCUCAGCAGAAGAAUCGAAGGAGAAGAUUCCUAAACCAAAUGAAGAAGUAGAAAUUGACAAACCUAAACAAGUUGAUGAGAAAGAACUAGCUCCAAAAAUUCUACCAACUCAAAUUGAACCUUUGAAGGAAGUCGUCCUGGAUGAGCAGCCAUCUAAUUUGAAAAAAGUAACUCGUUCCAGUCCAAGAAGAACAGGUGUUGCUGUUGGCGAUGUCGAAACUAAAAAUGAUGAUCUACCUUUGGAUGAUACAACUGAGAAGAACAAAAAAGAAGAACAGGUCCAAGUAGAAGCUAAAGACAAUGAAGAGAUGUUAAAACCACAAACAGAACUAGCAAAGGCCUCUUCCCCUGGAACAAGAAAAGGAACCCGGUUGUCAAUGAAAAAAUUAGAUACCAAUAAUUCAGGACAAAUCGAUAAAGAAGAAGGUCCUGAAAAAGAUGAAAUCAAAACUGUUGAACAUCAAAAUGAAACUCCAGAUUUUGUUUCUGUUUCAGUUGAUGUCGUAAAGUCUGCUGAUCAAAUUGUAAAAACACCUAGACAAAGGAAACCAACAAGAUUUUCUCAAAAAAGUCCAGAAGAUCCAAAGCAGCUUGAUCAACGACAACCAGAAACAAAAGAUGCUCCCGAGGUGAAAAAUUAUGAAACUGUAGAUGAGCAAAAAGAAUCUGAUGUAUUGUCUUCCAAAAUGAAAAAGGAAAAACGUUUAACUCCAAGAAGUUUGAAUUUGAAAGAUAUUGAAGUUGUUCCACAGCAGCAGGAAGUAGAACCUAAAGUCGAUGAAACUCCAGCAGAAGAUUUCACUCAACUUGAAGUUUUAGAAAAACCAAUGCUUCCCGAAGCAGUUAAUAGUUGUAUAGGUGAAGCUCUAAAAUCAAUAGAAUCACCAAAGAGAAAAAGAAAACCAACACGAUUUUCUCCCAAAAGUCCUGAUAAAAUUCAAUCAGAUAUUGUUCCAGUGUUAAAUGAUGAUAAAACCGAAGAAGCACCUAGUAACGUCCCACUAGAAGCUGAAGGUAAAAAGACCGAAGAGUCAUUAUUGGAAAUACAGGCACCUGAGCAACUAGUAAAAACUCCUAGGGCUCGAAAAACAACUCGAUUUUCACCCAAAACUCCUCCAGAAAGCCCAGUAGUCGUUCAAAAAGAGCCUAAGAAAUCAAAAGAAUCCCAAUCACCAUCAGAAAAUGUAGAAAACAAACAGGAAUCUUUUACUGAUUUAGACAAAUCUAAUGACUAUUCCACCUUAUCUAUGGAAACAACUCAAAUAAAAGAACCUGUGAAAGUAACAAGAGGAAGAAAGGCAACAACUCGAACUCCUGCAGAGAAUCUACAAAUUGAAGAAGAAUCAAACAAAGUUUUAGAUGGUUCUCAAUCUGCAAUAACCCCAGAAACUGAAAAUUCUGAGGCUUCUUCUAGUUCAUCUUUAGAACCAACACAAGAACAAAAAGGACUUAAAGCAACAAGAACAAAGAAGGGAUCACGAUUUUCCCUCCAAACUUCUGCUGAUAAUUCAAUUAAUGAAAAUGAUACGAAACCUGGAGAAGCUGAAGAUAAAACUGAUGACUCUUCAAGAGGUACUCGAAAGACGCGAAAAGUUGCUGAAAAAGAGUCAUGUCCUGAUGUCAAGGUUUCUCGCGUUUCAGUUAUACCCACGACAACAGCAGAAGAACAACAAACAUCUAAUUCAAUGGUUGAAAAGGAAAAAUCUCAAGAAUCUACAGAAUCUGGAGAAACCACAAAAGAUAGCAAUUCAGCAGCUAUUGAGCCAGUUAUUCAACAAGAUGAAGUCGAUGCUAAAUCCAAUACAGAACUUAGAGCAGUAAGUUCCCCUGCAAUCCCUAAUCCUACUCCUCCAUCAAAACCUGAACUUGCAACAAAGAAAGGCUUUAAAAAACAAUUGCAAUCAAUGUUGGAUUCUCUUGCAUCCAAAGGAGAUAAAGGAACUCCUUCUCAAAAAGAAACAACACCUCGCAGAAAGAAAAAACAGCAACAACAGGAAGCAAUGGCCCAAGAUAGUCCAACUACAAAAAAAACUGAUGAACCAACAAAUCGAGAAACUGACAUUAUUAAAAUUCCUUUAUCUGAUUCUAAUCAAUCAGAUGAUUCCCAAAAACCUCCAGAUUCAACAAUAACAAAAAUUGAGCAAAAACAAACACCACGAAGGCAAUUGGAUUCGAGUUUCAUAGAAUCCUUGGAAAAGUCACUCCUUCGUCCGACAUCGACAAAGAAAUCUUCAAAAAAGAAAGAAAAAGAAAAGGAGAAGGAGACAACUACUACACCCGUGGUAGAUUCUUCUCCCAAAUCUAAAGAAGAGUCGUCGAAGAAGUCCACCACUACUACAGUCACGGCCAAGAAGUCUCUAUUGGAGCCAUUAGAAGAAUUGAAAAAAAUCGAAACUUCAAGUCCGAAGGUUAAGAAAACUAAACAACCCAAGGAGUCUCCCAAAGUCGAUAAGAAACAACAUCAACAUCACUCAUCCGAAGAACAAACACCAUCGAAAGGAAAAAAGAAUUUAGAAAAAGCAUCAACAAAAGAACUGGAUGAACCAAAACCUUUGGAUAUAAUAGAAUCAAGUUUAUCAGAAAUGUUUAAAGAUGAUCCAAUGACCAUGAAGAAGUCGUCUUUAGAAACAUUUGAAUCUUCAACUCCACAUCAUCAUCAUCAGCCGCAAACACCCAAAACUAAAGCUGAAACAAAAUUCUUCUCCCCCAUGAAAUCAUCAUCGAUUGAAGAUGAACCACCGCCUGCCAUUGGAAUUGUUGAAAAACCAAAUCCAGUGGUAGAAAUAGCUCCUGUUAAAGAAAAAUCACCUGAUUUGCUGCCCGAUCCACUAAAGGAUAUCGAGAAAUUCAUUGAAGAUGGGGUGAAUCUAUUAAAACGAUGUUACAAAAUUGAUGCAGAUGAUGAUUCCUCUUUGGAUAGGGAUAUUCUGAAACCCGAAGAUAUGAUGACACCCAAAAAAUGCAAGUUAGAUGAAAGUGUUCCAGAGACUGAAGAGGUGAAACUACCACCCAGCACUCCACCAGAUGAUGAAAAUUCCAAUUCGAAUUCAGAAUGUUCGACAAUGACAACCAAUACAUCGACCAGUGAGAUUGAUACUCCAAAUGGAAUUCGACGAUCACAUCGUAUCAAGAACAAUUCCAAGAGUACCAAAUGUUUGGUUGGUCGUGGACUGGUAAGAGAGAGAGAACGUUUCUCAACCAAAGACGAUGAAAAAACUAUCUACUCGAUUGACGAUCAGAAGAUGGAUCUGGCAGAAGUUGAGGCAAAGAAUUCCCAGUUCCUCAAAGACAUGGAAGAACGAUUGAGUAAUUUCCGAGUAAUUCGUGAGAAUGAAUACAAAUGUGAACGGGUGAUUAGCAAAGAGGCAAAACGCAUGUUGUGCGAUUGUUUCCUCACCGCCGAAGAAGAAGAACGUGGUGAAUUGGGUUGUGGUGAAGACUGUCUCAAUCGACUGCUCAUGAUUGAAUGUGGCAGUGAUUGUACGGUUCGAGAACGUUGUACGAACAGACGAUUUAAUAAAUUCCUCUAUUCACCAUGUCGGGUGUUUCGAACGGAAAAGAAAGGCUUUGGAAUUAUGGCUGAUAUCGAAAUUCUGCCCGGCGAAUUCAUUAUGGAGUAUGUUGGUGAAGUAAUCAAUGGCGAUGAAUUUGAAUUUCGUAUAAACGAAUAUUCCAAGGACAAGAAUAAACAUUACUAUUUCAUGGCAUUGCGGAGUGAUGCAGUAAUAGAUGCCACUGGUAAGGGUAAUAUCUCACGAUUUAUAAAUCACUCGUGUGACCCAAAUGCCGAGACUCAGAAGUGGACAGUAAACGGUGAAUUGAGAAUUGGAUUUUUCAGUCGAAAGAGUAUUAUGCCGGGUGAGGAGAUUACUUUUGAUUAUCAAUAUCAGAGAUAUGGCAAGGAAGCACAGAGAUGUUAUUGUGAAUCGUCGAAUUGUCGUGGUUGGAUUGGUGCAGAACCUAGUUCUGAGGAAGAGGAUUAUGAAGGAGUCGAUGAAGAGGACGAAAGUGAAGAAGAAGGCGAAGAGGAAGAACGAGCAGAAAAAAUGGCUCCAGUCGUUCCUGUUGUUCCAAGUCCAAUACCUCCGAUUGUUGCUGUUGCAGAUGUAGAAAUGCAACCUCUUUUGCCGGUGGUUACUUCAGAAGUUCCUUCUCUCGAGGCUGAAGCUGUUCCAUCACCGCAGCCAAUUCCGACACCAACACCAAUUAUAACAACUGUGUCAGUACCAUCUCCGGUGCCGGUUGUGGCGACAGAAAUAGUUCCCAAAAAGAAGAAAGAAAAGAAACGUCUUCUACACGAACGUCGGGAGCCCAAACAAUUCCUCGAAGAUCCCGAUAUCGAGGAUGAAGUUCGAUUCCUUGUCAAGUGUGGUUUGCGUAAUCAAGCGGACACCCUUCGUUUGUCUCGUCUUAUUGUGCGAGCUAAAUUGCUUGAAACGCGCAUUAAACUUUUGCAAAUAUUGCGCCAAGGUGAAUUACCAUGCCGAAGACUGUUUCUCGAUUAUCAUGGUCUACGUUUGUUGCAUGGCUGGAUGAGUGAAGUAAUAGACACCCGUGAUCCAGAGAAGAGCAUGGAAAUUCGAAUGGAAUUGUUGAGUGUGUUGGAAUGUUUGCCAGUAGCGAAUAAAACAAUGUUAACUGACAGCAAGGUUUACCAAACUGUACGUGAUUGGUCAAAUAAUAAGGAGUCACAUUCACCAAGUGAUGGAUCUCCCAAAGAAGCGAAUGCUAAUAUGUCAUCAGUACCAGAAUCACCUGUAGUAGCAGUGCCACCAUCAGAAGAUGCUAGUUCGGAAUUGCAGAAACUUGCUGCAAAACUAGUUCAUACUUGGGACAAUUUACCAGAAAUAUUCCGCAUACCGAAAAGGGAACGUAUUGAACAGAUGAAAGAACAUGAACGUGAAGCUGAUAGACAGUACAAGGACGUAGGUAGAGAUUCGAUGAGUGGAUCCAAUCGAAAUCGUAACCAAGAAAGAUUUAUGAGUAAAAGCGGUCAGAAGGGUCGAUUUAAAUGGUCAAAAGAAAAAGAACAACGAGAACGUGCAAUGGAAAGAAGAAAAUUUGCUCAGAAUAAUAGUAGCGGCGGAAAAGAUGGUGCUGAUAAGUCAGCUAAUUCUCAAGCUGGUGAAUCACAUCUGUCCAAAGAGCAAAGGAGGGAACUUUUUGCCGCAAAGGUUGCUCGCGAUGAAGCUGAAAAACGUCAAGCUGAAGAACGUCGAGAAUUCGACAUCAAAUGUCGCUUUUUCGGUCUCGACCCCAAACGAAUACGACCAGAAAAUAUGCCCUUCUGCGUUAAUCCUUCUACCGGUCAAUGGUAUUCUACUGACAAAAAACCAAUUGCAACACCUCCUAGCUAUGCGCACGUUCAAGUACCAGUUAAGCCGAAAUCAACAAAUCCCGAAGACUAUCGACUGCCAGUAAUGGACUUGCCUCCAUUGUGGAAAUUCGCCAUCAGCCCCAAAGGAAAAAUCUACUAUUAUCAUGUGAAAAUUCGUCUACCGCAAUGGGAGCCACCAAUAAAAAUUCUACCUUUGGCAGGAAAAGACACUGCCGAGGUGAAAAAUUCUGAAAGUGAUUCGUCAAAUGCUGGAAUUAUUGACAGUUCUGAGGAUGAUAUUGAAGUUAUUAAAGGCCUUGACCCAGUCAAACUACAAGCAUACAUUGAGAAGAAAAUUGAGGACAGAAGGCUACAGCGAUAUAAUAGGCUGGUUGAAGAAAAACCUAUAAGCCCUCGCAAAGAAGAAGAUCGUAUUUAUAACCAAAUGGAAGUUAGAAAAUAUAAAGAAAACAAAGAGAAAAUACGUAAACGUAAGGAGGAAAUUCGUAGGCGUCGUGAUAUCAUUGGCAUACCACAACCCACUGUUGUUGACCCUACGAGCAGUUUAUCAGAACUUAUCGAAGCUGAAGAAAAGGCUGUAGAUGCACUUCCUAUACAGGAUUAUCUAUUGUCUUCGGAAGAGGAAGAAUUUAUUAAAGCCGAAUGUAAUAAUAGUCCACUUAUUGAUAAGAUUGUUCAAGGUGAUAAGAUUGUGGACGAAUUGGAUGCAUUGCAUCGAAAACGUUCUCUGAAACGACCACUGCCUAUUCGGGACAAAUAUGAGCAUAAGAAACGAAAAGUGGAUAAAAAUAAGGAUUCAAGCAAGAGUACAAAACGCAAUAAAGAUGGAGAAGGAAGCAGCAGCAGUGGUAAAUAUCGCAAAGUUAGAGAAAAAUUCCGGUGUGAAAUCGCUGGCAUUAUUGUUCCACAUUUAAAACCAUAUCGCAGUGAAACAUGUUUUACUGGAAGAAUUCUCACUGAUGAUGAUUUUAAUCAUUUGGCAAGAAAGCUUACCCACUUUGUGAUGGUGAAAGAACUAAAGUACUGCGAGUCAAUUGGUCAAACACUCAUAGUUACUGAAUCAGUCAAAAAUAAAUCCCGCGAAUUCAUUAAAAAGUACAUGGCUAAAUAUGGUAAAGUCUAUGUGAGGCCUAAAAACGAUCCAGAAUUCAAGGAUAUACCAUUCUUGUAAAACAAUAUUAUUAUAAAUUGUUUUUGUUUUGUUUUUUUUUUUUUUUACUUUUUACACAUUUUGCAAUUAGCUUCCUUUAAAAUUGAUCCUAUAAAAAAAUGACUUGCUAUCAUUUGGUAUCGUUUUCAUAGUCUUUAGUUUAUAAGUUUAGUCAAGAGAAAGCAACAAAUCACCGCAAAACAUCUUUUUCAUUUUAUAUAUAAAUAUACAAAAUCAAACAAACAAAAAAACAAGAAAAAAAGGACCUACACUUUUUUUUCUAAAAAUAAAAUAAAUAACUGUAUUGAAUGCAUUAUUUUAGCUCACUUCCUCCUCUCAGCCAUCUUUAUAUCUAUCUAUCUAUUUUAAUUGUAAUUGAUUUAGAUUUUAAGCAAAGCAAAUAUUUUUAAACGUUUUUAUAUAAAAAAAUAACGUUGGAUUUAUGAGUAUUUGUGAAUAUAAAUUAGCAAUCUUAAAUAUAAUAAUAAUAAUAAAUCAUUGGACAUAUAUUAU
Messenger RNA from Episyrphus balteatus (marmalade hoverfly), 11696 nucleotides. RefSeq names its product probable histone-lysine N-methyltransferase CG1716 (gene Set2). NCBI's taxonomy places the organism in Eukaryota, Metazoa, Arthropoda, Insecta, Diptera, Syrphidae. Gene Ontology annotation, biological process: regulation of DNA-templated transcription. Bases 336 to 11204 code for a protein of 3622 amino acids. Gene Ontology annotation, cellular component: nucleus; chromosome. The transcript has 9 exons. Gene Ontology annotation, molecular function: histone H3K36 methyltransferase activity; protein binding. The record is from RefSeq and is a predicted model, not a curated record.